AUGGAUGUUUCGUCCCUUUACACGAACAUUCCACAUGUUGAAGGACGAAGCAAUAAACGCCAUCUAAUCUAUCUAUCUGUCUAUCUAUCUAUCUAUCUAUCUAUCUAUCUACAUAUUUUUCUUUCUUUCUUUCUUUCUUUCUUUCUUUCUUUCUUUCUUUCUUUCUUUUCCCUUUCUAAUUCUAUCUAUCUAUCUAUCUAUCUAUCUAUCUAUCUAUCUAUCUAUUUUAUUUCUUCUUCUCCACCCACUUACACUUUCUUUCUUUUUUUCUUUCUUUCUUGCUUGCUUGCUUUCUCAAAUGAACAUUCAUUGAUAAACGGGAAAGGUUACUUCCUUAGUCUCGAUUUUUCUUUCUUUUUUCAUUCUUUCUUUCUUUUUCUUUCUUUUUUUCUUUUUUCAUUCUUUUUUCAUUUUUUCUCUUUUUCGUUCUUUCUUUCUUUUUUCCUUCUUUUUCCUUUCUUUCUUUUGUCUCAUCUUGUGCCACUCUUUUUUUAUAUUCUUUCUUUUGCUCUUCUUUCUUUCUUUUUCUCUUUCUUCUUUCUUUAUUUUCUCUUUCUUCUUUCUUUCUUUUUCUCUUUCUUCUUUCUUUCUUUUUCUCUUUCUUCUUUCUUUCUUUUUGGCAAUUAUUAUUUUUAUCAACAGCCCUUUUUUAUCCAUUUUCUUUCUUUCUUUCUUUCUUUCUUUCUUUCUUACUUUCUUUCUUUCUUUCUUUCUUUCAAUCUGUUCCUAUUUAUCUCCCCCAGUCAUUUUCUUUCUUUCUUUCAAUCUGUUCCUAUCUAUCUCUGCCAGUUAUUUUCUUUCUUUUCUUUUCUUUCUUUCUUUCUUUUUUUUCUUUCUUUCUUUCUUUCUUGCUUACUUUUCUUUCUUUCUUUCUUUUUUCUUUCUUUCUUUCUUUUCUUUCUUUUCAAUCUGUUCCUAUCUAUCUCCCCCAGUCAUUUUCUUUCUUUCUUUUCAAUCUGUUCCUAUCUAUCUCUGCCAGUUAUUUUUCUUUUUCUUUCUUUCUUUCUUUCUUUCUUUCUUUCUUUCUUUCUUUCUUUCUUUCUUUCAAUCUGUUCCUAUCUAUCUCCCCCAGUCAUUUUCUUUCUUUCUUUCAAUCUGUUCCUAUCUAUCUCUGCCAGUUAUUUUCUUUCUUUCUUUCUUUCUUUCUUUCUUUCUUUCUUUCUUUCUUUCUUUCUUUCAAUCUGUUCCUAUCUAUCUCGCCCAGUCAUUUUCUUUCUUUCUUUCAAUCAGUUCCUAUCUAUCUCUCCCAGUCAUUUUCUUUCUUUCUUUCUUUCUUUCUUUCUUUCUUUCUUUCUUUCUUUCUUUCUUUCUUACUUUCUUUCUUUCAAUCUGUUCCUAUCUAUCUCCUCCAGUCAUUUUCUUUCUUUCUUUCUUUCUUUCUUUCUUUCUUUCUUUCAAUCUGUUCCUAUCUAUCUCUCCCAGUUAUUUUCUUUCUUUCUUUCUUUCUUUCUUUCUUUCUUUCUUUCUUUCUUUCUUUCAAUCUGUUCCUAUCUAUCUCUCCCAGUUAUUUUCUUUCUUUCUCUCUUUCUUUCUUUCUUUCUUUCUUUCUUUCUUUCUUUCUUUCUUUCUUUCUUUCAAUCUGUUCCUAUCUAUCUCUCCCAGUCAUUUUCUUUCUUUCUUUCUUUCUUUCUUUCUUUCUUUCUUUCUUUCUUUCUUUCUUUCAAUCUGUUCCUAUCUAUCUCUCGCAGUCAUUUUCUUUCUUUCUUUCUUUCUUUCUUUCUUUCUUUCUUUCUUUCUUUCCAUCCUUAUUUUGUAUUCCAAAACGCACCAUUUUUCUCACACUUCAUUUGCAACCCCAUUUUUUUAAAAAUCUCUCUCUCUCUCUCUGUCUCUCUCUGA
Messenger RNA from Acanthosepion pharaonis, 1839 nucleotides. NCBI's taxonomy places the organism in Eukaryota, Metazoa, Mollusca, Cephalopoda, Sepiida, Sepiidae. The record is from the annotation of a GenBank genome assembly.